AUGGAUGAGAGUUCACCUGGACCUGGGACUUCGAAAACGCCAGUGUCUCUGGGCUCUAGGAUGAACGGGUUUGGAUAUGAGCUGUUCCAGGUGUCGGAGGAGAGAGACGAGGAGGUGGCGGCUUUCUGCCACAUGCUGGACGUGCUGCGGUCAGCGUACCCUCACAGCAACCAAUCAAAGAAUGCCGGCUUCGUUUGGUCGCCGUCAGUCGGCCAUGAGGAGCUCCAUCAGGCUCUGGGCAUCAGCGUGAAGGUCACGGUCAUCAGCGAGCACUUCAGGGAGCCUCUGACCUUCACCUGCGAUGGCUCGUCCACCGUCGACCUGCUCAUCUAUCAGACUCUGUGUUACGCUCAGGACGACCUGGACCACGUGGACGUGGACGGAUACCUGCUGAAGGUCUGCGGACAUGACGAGUUCCUGAGCAACUGUCCUCCAGGCUCUCAGACUCUGGCUGGUCUGGAGUUCGUCCAACAGUGUCUGAAGUUCGACUGGGACAUCCGACUGUUUUUGACCAAGAGGUCCUCCAUCAACACAGAGCUCAGCCGCACGAAAGAAGAUGAUGAUACGGCAUCUACCAUGAACCACAGCAUCCUGCUGCAGGAGCGACCAAUCAAACAGACCGUCACCAGGGAGGCUCUGACUCUGCUCCUCGACACUUUUCAUAACGAAGCGGAAUCCUUCCUGCUGUCAGAGGUGGAGCUGCCGCUGCAUGUGGAGCGUCUCGUCCAAUCAGUGAAGGCGCUGUGCAGCUCGCUGGCUGCCGUGGAAACGCCUGAUGUGACAGCGGCACUCAGCCAGCUCCCAGCAUGCCCCUGCCGGCUGCAGCCCAAAGUCCUGAAGGACGCCUCGGUGCUGGCAGUCAGAGAGAACAGAGAGAAGGUUGUGGAGAAGCUGACGGCAUCCAUCCUGGACCUGGUGGAACUUUACUGCAGAACGUUUAACGCCAACUUUCACCCGACGACUCAGAGCCUGAGCUGCACGGUGCCGGUUCAGGAGGCCGGCCUGGUCACCAACGUGCUCUCCUUCAACGUGCACGCCGCCCAUCGCAUCCCCAUCACCUGGGCAGCCAGCUAUGAGGGUUUCUUCCUGUCCUGCUCUCUGACUCAUGGAGGGGCGGAGCUCUGUGCGCCGCAGCACACCAGCAAACAGUCGGUCAGCAAAUACCUGUUUCACCUGGUGGUGUGGGACCAGAGGUAUGUACCUGAACUCACCUGUCGGACACAGCGUCGGUUACCGUGGAGAUGUAGCUAUGUAGGGUCUGUUACCAUGGUGACCUAGCAAUGUAGGAUCUGU
This is a messenger RNA of Acanthochromis polyacanthus (spiny chromis), 1293 nucleotides long. Its product is annotated as phosphatidylinositol 4-phosphate 3-kinase C2 domain-containing subunit beta-like. The record is from RefSeq and is a predicted model, not a curated record. Lineage: Eukaryota; Metazoa; Chordata; Actinopteri; Pomacentridae.